AUGGGCGACGUAUUGCAGUUCAGACAAGAAAGGGACGUGAUUGGAGAUGAUAUCCAAGAAGCUCCCAGUAUAGAAUCAGAGCGUCAAAUAAACGUUGAAUGUCCGGAGGAGGACCCAGUACCACUUGAGUGUUGUGUGCAGUCCCCUUUUAAGGUGAAGUGGUUUAAAGACUCACUUACUCCUCUUGAUGCUGGAGUUACCAAAAAUGGAACCUCAUUCUGUCUCACAUAUGAAUACCCGCUAGUAGCCUGCAGUGGACCAACGUCACCAACAUUUACUUGUAAGGUCGUUGAUUUCGAUUAUAGACGGGAAACAACAUUGAGCAUUUCCAAAGAACUUUUUACAUGUAAAGACGCUGAUUAUGGGGAUGGAAGAGAAGGCGAACUAUCUAGUAAAGAAUGUCCUCCAGGUCAAGUGGGGGAAAAGAUUGCGAAGUGUGAUAAUGGAAAGUGGAUAUUGUUAGAGGACACUUGCGUUAUCAAAGUAAUCAAGAAGUUGCUUGUUUCUUCAGGGGUGUUGCAGGUGGAGGAUGUCCCAGAUUUUGUGGAGAAGCUAAGUGAAGAGGUCAAAGUGAUAAAGAAUGUAACAAAGGAACCUAAUACCAUAUCAACUAUCGUGGAAAUCCUGGGCAACAUUGCAGAUGUUACUCUGGAAGUCAAUAAACCUGUCAUGAAGAGCGUCCUUCAAACAGUUGAUGAAAUUAUUGGUGAGGAUUCAAGAGAGUCCUGGACAGCUCUGAAUGCAAACGAAAACAACAACGCAAGCUCUGAUUUACUGGGUUCGAUGGAACUCUUCUCUGCUAAAAUAAAUGAGACAUUUACCUUUACCUCUAGGACUGGUGCAAUCCUCCUCAACAGAAGCACCAACUCGUUCUACGCAAAUCUGAACAACAGCGUUGUCCUGGACAUUCCUAACACCGGCUUUCGCAACGUCUCUAUCACCACUAUUACUUUCUUCACCCUAAAUAUUGUUAUGCCAGUACGGAACUCCAGCUUUAACACCAGCCUCUUCAACACCAAUAACACUGACCCCGUUAAUGCCAUCAACGCAGCUGUGGUGCUGAUAAAAGUAAAUGAAACUAUUCGGAACGUUACUUUAAGCUACACCAAGUUAAACACGACUCUGACGCAAGAUCCUCAGUGUGUCUUCUGGAACUUUAGACUGUUUGACAACAGGGGUGGUUGGGAUAGUGACGGGUGUCAGUUUGUUUCCGAUAUGAAUGACACAGUAACCUGCAGAUGCGACCAUCUCACCUCAUUUUCAAUUCUGAUGUCAACUGGUAUCCCUCAAGAAUUCGAAGAACUCUUGGAUAUAAUCACCUACGUUGGAGUUGGGAUCUCUUUGGCAAGUUUAGUUAUAUGUUUAAUUAUUGAAGGAUACGUUUGGAAAGCCAUAACUAAAAAUAGCACUGCCUUCAUGCGUCAUGUUUCCCUCAUUAACACUGCCCUCUCUCUGUUGAUCGCUGACAUCUGCUUUAUCAUUGGAGCCUCCAUUGCCGACAACCCAGCUGAAAACCCGGAGAAGAAUAACUAUAAUGUUCCAGUUGACUCUUGCAGCACAGCAACAUUUUUUAUGCACUUGUUUUACCUUGCGGUGUUCUUUUGGAUGCUAGUUUCAGGCCUUCUGCUACUUUACCGGACAGUCAUGGUCUUCUCCCACAUGUCCAAGGCAGUCAUGUUGGCUAUUGGCUUCUUAUUAGGCUACGGGUGCCCUCUGAUCAUAGCUGUUGUUACGGUUGCCGCCACAGCACCAGGAGAAGGAUACAUCACGAACAAAGAGGCUUGCUGGCUUAACUGGGAGCAAACAAGGGCCCUGUUGGCGUUUGUGAUACCUGCCUUAACUAUAGUUUUUAUCAACAUAAUUAUCGUAAUCGUGGUCUUGUUCAAAAUGCUAAGAAGAGGCGUGGGAGACGCCGCCCAAAGAGAUGAAAGGCAUACGCUGGUUGUCAUUCUAAGGUGUGUGGCCAUUUUGACUCCUUUAUUUGGACUGACCUGGUCUUUAGGAGUGGGGACCAUGCUAGAUUCGACAAAUAGAGGACUCCACAUUGUCUUUGCACUCUUCAAUUCACUACAGGGUUUCUUCAUUUUAGUGUUUGGGACACUACUCGAUUCAAAGAUCCGUUCUAUCCUCGCAAGAAAAUCACCUACAACAAGCACAGGCUCCAAUACAACCAGAAGUACAAGUUGUGGCAUUUCGUCCACUGGACUGAACUGGUUCCAUCGACUGCGUGGAAGAAGAAGAAGAAGAAACGUCUACCAAGUGUCAGAGGCUGUAAACUCAGGCAGUGCUGGUGCGCCGGAGUCAUUCUCCAAUAUCUAA
This is a messenger RNA of Gymnodraco acuticeps, 2319 nucleotides long. Its product is annotated as adhesion G-protein coupled receptor F1-like. Lineage: Eukaryota; Metazoa; Chordata; Actinopteri; Perciformes; Bathydraconidae. Gene Ontology annotation, biological process: cell surface receptor signaling pathway; G protein-coupled receptor signaling pathway. The coding region runs from base 1 to 2319 and encodes 772 amino acids. Gene Ontology annotation, cellular component: membrane. The record is from RefSeq and is a predicted model, not a curated record. Gene Ontology annotation, molecular function: G protein-coupled receptor activity. The transcript is spliced from 9 exons.